UCACUUUUGACGUGCUUCGCGUGUCGCAAGAGCAGGCAGUCGAGUUGUUCGUGUUGUAAACUCCUGGCGCAAUAGAACUUCUGCGCUUAGAUCGCGGUAUGUUUUCGGCGCACGUGCCCAACUUUCGCAAUUUCGGUUCGUAGAUCUGGUCACUCGAAACUCGAAGAGGAGGGAUGAGUUUUCCUGCAUUCACGAGGAUACGAAGAAGCACUGUGGUUGUGUGUCGCCCAAGCCGUGUUCUUAGUUGAUGAACUCUCUCUGGGGUGUCACGGGAGGACAAGGACUCGCCUUUUUGCUACAUCCGAGCGACGCGCCGUGCCACAUCUUUGACGCGCCAAGCCAAUAUACUGUGGUUGGUCGAGCAAGAGCCUACGACUUCCGCGGCAACCGGCCAUGUUGCGUCGAUUCCUCCAGCUGGGUGCCCUGGCUGGCAGCGGUGGUGCCACCUACCUGGCAUUACGCAACAACCAGUGGGAUGUCUCCAACAUUGGCAUUGUACGCUUUGGACGGGCUGCAGCCACUGUGUCCAGGAUAGCAUGUGACUACAAGUUGGCCACCAGGGGAAUGGACCAGGACUCUGAGGAGUAUACCAAAGCACGCUCAGAGGUGCACCAGCGAUCGGCAGAGCGGCUGCUUCAACUGUGCUGCAUCAAUGGUGGUGUUUUUGUCAAAGUGGGUCAGCAUGUGGGCGCCUUGGACUACCUCCUGCCCGAAGAGUAUGUCCGAACCCUGAGGGUGCUGCACAGCAAAGCACCGGCCUCUCCACUCCCCAGCAUCUUUCGAGUGCUCCGCGAGGACCUCGGGCAAGACCCAAAAGAGGUGUUCUCCUCAUUCUCCGAGCAACCCAUUGGUGCUGCGUCCCUGGCCCAAGUACACCGUGCCACCCUGCGCAGUACGGGCGAAACGGUGGCGGUCAAGGUGCAGCACCCUUCCGUGCUAGGGAACUCCCUUGUCGACAUGGCCACCAUGGAGCUGCUGGUGAACAUAGUGGCCAAGAUAUUCCCGGAAUUUUCUCUCAUGUGGCUGGCAGAAGAGACCAAGCGCAACCUCCCUCUGGAGCUAGACUUCAUCAACGAGGCACACAACACGGAGAGGGUUCGCCGCAUGUUCUCCCACUUCCCAUGGCUCGAGGUUCCCGAGAUUCACUGGGACCUGACCACAAGGCGUGUGAUGACCAUGCAAUUCUGCGAGGGUGGCCAGGUGAAUGACAAACCCUACAUGGAAAAAAACGGCAUAUCAGCCAUGGAGGUGUCCAGUCGUCUGGGCCAGCUGUACAGUGAAAUGAUCUUUGUCCAAGGCUACGUGCACUGUGACCCUCACCCAGGAAACCUGCUGGUGCGGCAGGGCAGCCAGGGACCGACACUGGUGCUGCUCGACCACGGCUUGUACACGGAGUUGACCGACCAGUUUCGUCUGCAGUAUGCCAACCUGUGGCUAGCCCUGAUUCGGCGGGAUCUUGAGUCCCUGCAAUAUUGGGGCAACCAGCUGGGUGUGUCGGGCGAGCUCUACAAAAUCCUCUCGUGCAUUGUGUCGGGCCGCUCGUGGACCUCCAUCACUCGGGGAAUUGAUCGACAGAAGCACACCAAGGCAGAGGGUUCCGAAAUCAAGGAGUUUGCGAGCCAGCACUUCCCGCUCAUCUCACAGAUUCUGGGCAUGGUCCCUCGGCAGAUGCUGCUCAUCUUCAAGACCAACGACCUGCUGAGGGGCAUCGAGAGCAGCCUAGGCACACGAGGUGCGGCCCGGUCGUUCAUCACCAUGUCUCGGUGCUGUGUGCGGGCAGUGUACGAGGACCAGCUGAAGCAUUGUGCCAACUGGUGGUCUAGAAUGGUGGUGGUGGUGCGGGCCUGCUUCGCACAGUCGGCCAUCACGGUGUACCAAACUUACCUGUGGUUUAGGACUAAACCGCUUGUUGGGAGGCUGUUCAGGUCGGCCAAUACGGCAUGAACGAUGGAUGUGCGAGUUCUGUUACUGCUGCAUUUGUCAAGGUUCCCCACUGAACGCUAGAGACCAAGUACGAUACCACGAAGCACUUGUUAUUAUGAGACACCAAGAAAUGGGAUGUUUAAUUUUUCUCGAUAAUAAUUCUUCUCGAUAAUCUCAUCAAGGUUGUUCUCACAUUGUCAGUGCCUCUAUGAUGUGGCUAGUUGCUGUGAAAUGUGAGGAGUAGGGACGUCUUGAAACUGACUUCAUUCGUAUGUCUGACUCAAAAGUAGUAGUUGUUGCAGUCGACUGCAUAAGCUCCAACAAUGGAAGGCUGUUAUGUUUUCUAGGAGAAUCCUAGGAGUUCAUUAAUUUUUUACCUCCCAGAAAGAGCUUUGGAGAAGCCUUGUCUAUUUUACGUCUAAUGUAUUGAAAUAUUGGGACAAAAGUUUGCAUUGAAUUGCAAGACCUAUCCCAAAGCGCACUUAUUUUAUUGCCUUGAUUGCAUGGUAUUGUGCUCUGAUUCUGCAUGUGCAUGAGUAAGGUGGCGGACAAGAAAACUGUUGAACAGUUUUUUGGAGCAGAAAGGGUCAACCACAUCCACCUGUCCUGCUCUUAUCUGUUGCUGUUUUACUGUUGUCUGAAUGCUUUUUAUGAAUAGUGUGCACUGUAAAAAGCAUGGGCUAGUUCAAUUAAUAAUAAUGAGCGAACUUAGGUUCAGGGAAGCAGCCUCAUGACUUCAUGUUUUUUCUCUACACUUGUCUCUGUUAUCCACAUGCCAGCAUAUUUUUGAUAACUUCAUCCUUUUUCUGGUGUCAGAACUCUUACAUAAUGGGUAAAAUGUAGUGCUCAAAGUGUUAGUUUAUAUUAAUAAUAACAAAAGUAAGCAGUAGGGCUCUCAUUGAUAAGGUGCCUAACAAAGAAAACGAGCACUUCUGUUUUACUCAUUUUGCACAUUUUAUGUUAUCUGUGAUUUAUGACUAGACUGUGAGUGAAUAUGCCACAAAGUGAAUAAACAAUAGAGGUUCUCAAGGUGGCAAGUAUUGUGCAAAACAUGAAAGUAUUUAAGUCGUUGAAUGUAGUGUUUGUUUUUACUGUGGCUGUGCCACCAGUCUGUUACAGUAUUUAUUUUGACUGUGCUGUUGAAGAGUUUUUAUUCACAUGAUGUAGAAAAGUGAAGGCACUUGAGAAAAUAUUGGCUUUUUCAGUUUUUCGUGCGUGUGUUCUGGUGCCAUCGAACACAGCAUGACAGCAUGCAAAUCUGCAUGCCCCAUUUGUGGUUCUUAAUUUGUGGGAAUAAACAAAACCUAAUAGCAGCAUUUCUGCAGCA
Rhipicephalus microplus (southern cattle tick) is the source of this 3250-nucleotide messenger RNA. RefSeq names its product aarF domain containing kinase 1 (gene Adck1). Gene Ontology annotation, molecular function: ATP binding; protein kinase activity. Gene Ontology annotation, cellular component: mitochondrial inner membrane. Gene Ontology annotation, biological process: protein phosphorylation; lipid homeostasis; mitochondrion organization. NCBI's taxonomy places the organism in Eukaryota, Metazoa, Arthropoda, Arachnida, Ixodida, Ixodidae. The record is from RefSeq and is a predicted model, not a curated record.